This is a messenger RNA of Frieseomelitta varia, 717 nucleotides long. RefSeq names its product N-acylneuraminate-9-phosphatase. The transcript is spliced from 3 exons. Lineage: Eukaryota; Metazoa; Arthropoda; Insecta; Hymenoptera; Apidae. Bases 1 to 717 code for a protein of 238 amino acids. The record is from RefSeq and is a predicted model, not a curated record.
AUGUUAACAUCCAACAACCAUUUAAGUAAAGCUUUUAGAGUUGAAUUGGCUGAGGAACUAACGCAAGACUAUGGAAUUCCUGAAGAUCUAUCUGUGAAGAUUACAACAACAUAUUUGAAGCUCUUCAGAAAAUGUCCUGAUAAUACAAUUUACACCUUGGAUACAUGGCGCAUGACUUUAUGGAGUAAAGCACUAGGAGAAAAAUACUCAUAUUUAGCAAGAAAAAUUUAUGAACGAUGGUUAUAUCUACGAUAUUAUUAUUUGACUCUGGCAUCAGAUAUAGUUUGUAUGCUCCGUCAAUUGAGGGUAAAAUACCUCUUAGGUUUGAUUACAAAUGGCCCUUCAAAUGCACAAUGGGAGAAAAUACGAAAACUUUCUCUAGAACAAUAUUUCGAUGUAAUACUUGUGUCAGGGGAUCUACCAUGGGAAAAACCUGAAAGUGAAAUAUUUCGAAAAGCAUGUAGAGUUUUAAAUGUUAAACCAGACAACUGUGCAAUGAUUGGUGACAAACUGGAAACUGAUAUCCUAGGUGGAAUAAAAGCAAAUCUAGGAUAUACAAUUUGGAUUCCAACAUUGGAUAAACCAUCCUUAUUAAAAAGAGAUCUACAACCAAAUUUUAUUAUAAAACACGUCACAGAUCUUUUAAGUAUUUUAAAUGAAGGUCUUGAUGUAUCAGAAUUUGAAGAUUCUUCUUCAAACGCAUCAGAUGGUAGUUGA